This is a messenger RNA of Monodelphis domestica (gray short-tailed opossum), 1751 nucleotides long. The record is from RefSeq and is a predicted model, not a curated record. NCBI's taxonomy places the organism in Eukaryota, Metazoa, Chordata, Mammalia, Didelphimorphia, Didelphidae.
GCCUUCCUAGCUCCUCAGAGAAGAUGUCAGGUUGCUAAGCGGGAAUUAGGUGUGGUGGGUGUGGGAGAGAACGACCCCGGGGAAGCCUUGCGGCCUUAGCGGCCGUCCCCCCCCACCAGGCGACUGGGCCACGGUUGGGGUGGGGGGCCGGGUGGGGGGUGGAAAAAGGAGCAGGAGUGGCUGGGGGCUCCGGAGGUCAGCGCCCCUGGGGGAGACCGAGAUGAAGAGUGCCACUUCGCCUGCUGUGGCCACUGCCAUGGCCCAACCCCGACCGGAGGGUCCCCUUGUUGGCUCUGAAAGCAAAGGGGUCGAGGCCGCUCCCACCCUGGUUCCGUCUGGGGAGAAGAAAGUGCUGGCGACCAAGGUCUGGGGAACGGUGAAAUGGUUCAAUGUGAGGAACGGUUACGGUUUCAUCAACCGGGACGACACCAAGGAAGACGUCUUCGUUCACCAGACUGCCAUCAAGAAGAACAACCCGCGCAAGUACCUGCGGAGCGUUGGGGAUGGCGAGCCUGUGGAGUUCGAUGUGGUGGAAGGAGAGAAGGGGGUGGAGGCCGCCAAUGUCACCGGGCCUGGUGGCGCUCCCGUGCAAGGGAGCAAGUAUGCAGCUGACCGCAGCGAGUACCGCCGGGGGCCACCCCGCAGCAGCGGGGGUCCGCCACCACAGGCCCCCCGCAAGAGCCGCGCCAGCUGCCCGAGAGCGGAGGGCCCCGAGAAGCCCAGCGACGGGGCUCCCCCGGCAGGGGAGCAUGAGACUUGGAAGAGCUGUGUCCCCCGCCGUCCAUCCUACCCCCUGCACUUUGCCCGUCGGUCGCAGUACGUGGCUCUGGCUCUGAGACGAGGUCCGGCGGAUGGUGCUGACACGGAGCUGGCCGGCAGCGGGGAGCAGAGCCGCGUGGGCCGACGUAGUGGCUUCCGCGAAGGGAGGGCCCCGCUGCGUGGAGCCGGGGCCGGUCGAUGGGGACCCACCGUGCGGGCUGAGGGUCCGGAGGAUGAGAAGGAGAACCACAAGGGCAAGAGGAUCCGCAGCCAGCAGUCACCACAACGCCGUUUCCGCCGCCACUUCAGUUACCAACAUCGCAGGCCUGGCAACCCCAGGCCUUCGGAGGGUCGAGAGGCCAAGGCUAUGCCCAAUGCUGACAUCGGGUCCCAGGCCAAGGACAACAGCCUGGAGAGUGGACACGCAUAGAGGCCACUGCCCAGGGCAAGCCCACCCCACCAGCAAACCAUGGACCAGCUUUUAAGCAGGAAGGGGGAGGGAGACCCUGCGAUUCCAGCCUGAAAAACCUACCAACGCCUUAGUUUGAGUUUUCUGUUGUUGUUGCAAAUGACCAGGAAGGAGAGACACACAUCAGAGAGGGAGAGAAGGGACAUACCUGGGAGGCAGUAGUGAACCUUAUGUUACUCUCGUGGGGUUUUUUGUUUUGUUUAAUUUCCCUCCCCUUCCCCCCUUUUUCCCAUUUGUGUUUUAAGUUUUAGUUAUUUUGGAAAUUCCCUUGUUGAUUUCUUUCUCCCAGAUCCCUCUACCUCCCCACCUUCUCCCCACACACACACACACCCCAACCCCUUACAAUGGCGUGGAGUAUCUGUUUUUUAUUUGCUUUUUUCAAGAUACUGGUGUGAUUUGGUUUCUUUCCUGCCCCUCCAUCCCCUCUCAAAUGAGUAUCUCCCUGGGCAACCCCCCCCACCCCUCCCCCUCAGGCAAACUCGCAGGCACACAUUAAUAAAAAAGGUCUUAAUUUUAAAAGAAA